Molecule: messenger RNA, 726 nt
Organism: Zasmidium cellare ATCC 36951
Lineage: Eukaryota; Fungi; Ascomycota; Dothideomycetes; Mycosphaerellales; Mycosphaerellaceae
Exons: 3
Coding region: 1-726 (241 amino acids)
Biological process (GO): mycotoxin biosynthetic process
Source: RefSeq, a predicted model, not a curated record
AUGCGAUUGUCGCAAAUCUUCCUCGCGGCCUCGCUGGCCCUGACAGCAUCCUGCGCCGCUAUUCCACGAGACAACAACGCAGCAACUCUCAACAUCAGAGAAGAAGCCUCGACAGAAGCUGCAUCAGACGACCUCUCAGCAGACGCAGACGAAGCAACCGCAUACUCCCUGACUGGAGGCUGGAAGAAACGCGCAGAGGACUCAACCGACGCAGCAGAGAGCGACCUGUCCGCAGACGCCGACGAGGCAACGGCCUACUCUCUGACCGGUGGCUGGAUCACAGACUACAGCAGCAGCAAUCGCACACUCUCCGACGGUCUCUGGCACAAUCUACGACCAGCCUACGGAACAGUUGCGCUGGAUCUCGACUGGGCGGCAGAACAACGUCUUCCGGAGACGGAACUCCAUCCAGACGAUCCCGAGAAGGGCGUGUAUAUCCUCGAUGGGUAUCAUCAGAUUCAUUGCUUGAUAAUGGUCCGACAAGCGCUCUUCGAGUUUGCGGACGGCAAGCCUCAGACCUACCCUCUCGCACACCCGACGCAUUGCCUCGACGCCUUGCGACAAGCUGUGAUGUGUCGCGCCGAUGAUACACCUCUAUACACAUUUGGCGAUCUCACGAGCGGCGAUGGGCAAUGGAGGCAAUGUCGAGACUGGAAUGCACUCAGCCAAUGGGCAGCAGAUCACUUCGCGUACGGGAAACAUGAACCUGAGAUGCAUAUCGACUGA